Messenger RNA from Dufourea novaeangliae, 3187 nucleotides. RefSeq names its product syndetin (gene Vps50). Gene Ontology annotation, cellular component: EARP complex. Gene Ontology annotation, molecular function: SNARE binding. The transcript is spliced from 9 exons. The coding region runs from base 75 to 2882 and encodes 935 amino acids. NCBI's taxonomy places the organism in Eukaryota, Metazoa, Arthropoda, Insecta, Hymenoptera, Halictidae. The record is from RefSeq and is a predicted model, not a curated record. Gene Ontology annotation, biological process: endocytic recycling; retrograde transport, endosome to Golgi.
CAUUGACAGAUACGUCAAGAAAUCGAGUAAACAGAUAAAAAUGUAUAUGUCAGAGUGUUGAAGCAACCAACAGUAUGGAGGAUCUAAAAUUUAAAUUCCUUGGCCUCAUUAAUAAACAGAAUGUAGCCAAAGUCCCAAUUAUGGGAUUACAUUUGGACCUGCUUAAUCCUCCAGACUCACAGAAAACAGAAGACAUACAAUCAAAAGCUGACCACUCAACGGAAAGUGAACCCAUCACCGACGAAGACAUAUUAAAAUCUAUAGAAGAAAUUUAUUUUAACACCGAUCACAAUUUCGAUUCUUGUAGGCACGAACUAGAAAAAUUGCCAAAAGUGUUACACUCCAAAGAGAUAGAAAAAAGUUAUAAAAAGCUCAAACAACAACAUCAGGUUGUAUCGAAUAAGGUUUUACAACUGAUUUUAAAAAAACAGAAUGCUUGUAAGAAGGAGUUUGAGAAGAUAUUAUUGAUACAAGAACAGCUGCAAGAUGUAUUAGAGAUAUGCAGAAUGGGAAGGGCAGACUUAAAAUUAGCUGAGAAACAAUUUACAACAGCCAGCUUAGGAAUUCUAGCGAAUUAUCAAAAGAGACAAAUUGUGGAAGAAUUAUUGAAUAACUUGAACACUAUUAAAACAUUGCAACGUAUAGGAGAUCGAUUGCAGGAACUUCUAAAUGAGAAAAAUUACCCUAGAGCAAUCUCAUUGCUUUUGGAGUGCCAGAGUGCUGCACAGACAUAUAAACAUUUUCAUUGUAUUACUGCUUUAACUGGAAAAUUGCAAGAUAUAUUGGAACAAGCAGAGGAAGCACUGGAUGUUACACUUUCAAAGAUGUGUACAGAGUUCAACGUAGAAACAUAUACGUCUGUACAAGAAGCUUAUUCUCUAUUAGGAAAAACUCAAUCCGCAAUGGACCAGUUGCAUAUGCAUUUUACAGCGGCGAUUCACAAUACUGCUUUUGCAGCUGUUCAUUCGUACGCGGGAGGAGACACGAAAAGACAGUAUAAACAGCUUUGUCAAUCAGUUCCUCGCGAAAGUUGUAUUGCAUGUCUAACAGAACUGUGCAAAUCACUGUGGACGAUACUAAGCUCCUACUACUUGGUGGUAAAUUGGCAUAACACACGAGAGAGUAAAAUUAAGUUCGACCCCGCUACUAAAGACUUAGAGGAGACUUUUAGUAAAGAGUACGUGAAACGUAAAUUAGGAAACAGUAUGAUUCGAAUAUGGCACGACGUUGAAAUGAAAAUAUCAAUAUUUUUAAUGAAUGCCGAUUUAACGUACAUUAAGUUUGAACAGUUUGUUCAAGUUCUAGGCAUAGUUAACAGAUUAAUGGAGAUCGGAGAGGAAUUAUGUGGCUUUAAGUCAGAAAACUUACAAGAAUCCAUAAGGAAACAAUCGUUAUCGUAUUUCUCCCACUAUCAUGCAUCCAGGCUAGAUGAACUCAGAAUAUUUUUAGAAAACGACGGAUGGGAAUUAUGUCCUGUCAAGUCGAACUUUGUAGCGACGCAAUUACAGGAGUUUAAAAGUUUAAACCCGUCGCUUAGUAUUUGUAAAGUGUGGAAUAACUUGGACAACUCAAAUGUUAGUGAGAAUGAUAAUUUGUUGGGGAUUGAAUGGGUACAGAAAUAUUUGGAAGGAGGUGUGUCUCCAUUUUCCAUAGGUUUAGAUGAUACUAUGGACGAGGAUAUCUUAGUGAACAAUGAGGAAAAUCCAGGGGCGUACUUUUCCGAUGAGUCUGACGAUGAUAUCCCAGAUGAAUUAAAACACGAGUACGUCGACGAUUCCGAUCAUAUUAGGACGAAUAAAAAGAAAUGCAAACUGAAACAAUCUGGACCCAUGGUUACGAACACUACGUUAAGUAUAUUACGUAUCUGCGGAAAGUAUUUACAGAUGUCUCGCCUCUUACGUUCGAUCGCAGUCACCGUUAUACAAAGUAUGAUACAGUUUUAUGAGCUGUGUUUCUACACGGUACAUUUAUUCUUUACUGCAGACCUUAUGAUAAAUAGCGAUUCGUUGUACAGUCCGAAGCUGAAAUUGUCAUUGGCAAGAAUUAAGGAAAAUUUAAUCGUUUAUGAAAACAGUACCGAGGAUACCGUUAAAUUAAAUUCUAAUAAAGUCCGACAGCCGCAACUCUCUUCCAUCGUAAACUUAACACAACCAGAACAACUGCAUGGUUUGACCGAGCGUAUAGUAGCAGUAGAAUCUCUGAUAUUUUUAGGACGACAAUACGAAGGCUUAAAGCCAUAUUUAGAGCACCUUAUAGCAUCCAGCCCGCAACGAGGAUUUCUUCAUCAGUUUUAUAUGCAAACAAUUGCGUCGACCAUAGACUUGAGAAAACCUGUAUACAUGGCGGUUGCGUCACAGGCGCUCGACGUUGCGAAUAUUUUAAACUUAAUGAACAAAGUUAAUUGGGAAGUAACGGAUGUGAUGUCUCAACAUAGCGGUUAUAUCGAUGCGUUACUUCAGGAAAUAUACAUUUUAAACGAAAGGCUGCAAAAUAUCGGAACUUCUCUUCCUUUGUCAAACGAUGUGUGUAAUGCUGUUUGGGAAAACGUUGCACACCUCAUAACCCACACUAUGGUAGAAGGAUUCGCUGACGCCAAAAAGUGUUCGAACGGAGGCAGAGCAUUGAUGCAGCUCGACUUCACGCAACUGAAAUCAAAGUUUGAGACGUUAACAUCCCUGAGACCAAUGCCGCACAGAGAAUACGUCGAGAUAUACAUUAAGGCGUACUAUCUACCAGAGAAUAGUUUAGAAGAGUGGAUAAAAGAGCAUAAGGAAUAUUCCGUGAAGCAUUUAAUCGGAUUAAUUUCAUCGGCGUGUCAAAAUAAUAAGAAAACACGACAGCGAUUGGUAGCUGUAAUAGAAGAACAACGAUCUGGCAGAUAGCAUCAAGUUAUCCAUUACAGUAUAUAUCAAGAUCACGUCGAAAUAGGAACUGCUUGAACGCCCAAUUCUUUACUAGGAAAGCUUACGAUCGAAAUGAGCCUUUUUUUGGAUUAAAUCUGGUACAAAAUGUGACCACUAAGAUCUGUCUAUAUUCGUUAUUAUCUACAUGUAGCAUCAGGUUUCUUAAAAAACAAAUUUCCAUGUAAAUAAUCGAGAAUAAGGAAAAGUAUCGUUAUAUCAACAAGCAGUCUGAGUUAGUGUCUCUCUAAUUUUCAUAACAAUUACUUUUGUUCAGUGCACGAAAA